Molecule: messenger RNA, 1827 nt
Organism: Bufo bufo (common toad)
Lineage: Eukaryota; Metazoa; Chordata; Amphibia; Anura; Bufonidae
Gene: KCNF1
Product: potassium voltage-gated channel modifier subfamily F member 1
Exons: 1
Coding region: 379-1827 (482 amino acids)
Biological process (GO): protein homooligomerization; potassium ion transmembrane transport
Cellular component (GO): membrane; voltage-gated potassium channel complex
Molecular function (GO): voltage-gated potassium channel activity
Source: RefSeq, a predicted model, not a curated record
GCUGCUGAUGGCUGUGCACUGGUGAAUGAGGCUUGUUUCUGCAGGGACCACCUUGUUGAUCAUCUGUUAUUCUGCUCUUGCAUCAAUCAGCGCAGAGACUGGGAAAGCUGUUCUAGCUGCAGAUUUAUGGAUUCACUAGAGAGCUGAGCAGCCUCAAGAGAAGAAAUGGGCACCUUCUAAGUGAGAAGACCUACAUGUUGUAGCUCCUAUGCUUUCCUCGAAGAACUUGUCUGCAUGACAUUCGCUGUGGAGUCCAAGGAAGAUCCUUCAAGGUGUUCCCCAUUGAUGUAUUCUCACAUCCUCCUCUGGUUUUUAGCAUUUGGAGAAAUACUCUAAUAAUUUGCAAACUUUUGGACCAUAAGUGACCGAUUUUUCAAAAUGAUUGGUGGCUCCAGCUUGGAAGAACUGAAUGGGAGUGGAUCCGACUGCAGUGAAGAGGUAGAAAUUAUAGUCAAUGUUGGAGGUAUUAGACAAAUCCUUUAUGGUGAUAUCUUAAACAGGUACCCAGAGACCAGACUGGCAGAGCUGAUGAACUGUGUAACUGGGGGGUAUGAUGCCAUCUUCGCUCUGUGUGAUGAUUAUGACCCAGGGCAAAGGGAAUUUUACUUUGAUAGGGACCCUGAUGCCUUCAAGUGUAUAAUGGAGGUUUAUUAUUAUGGGGAAGUGCAUAUGAAGAAGGGAAUAUGUCCUAUGUGUUUCCAGAAUGAAAUGGAGUUCUGGAAAGUGGACUUGUGUUUUUUGGAUGAGUGCUGCAAAAUUAACCUCAAUGAGAAGAAGGAGGAAUUGGAGGAAAUAGCCAGGAGGGUUCAGACCAUUCUUGAUGACUUGGGGUUUGACACAUCAGAGAGUAGAUGGAAAAGGUUUCAGAAGUAUGUUUGGAAGUUCAUGGAAAAGCCAGAGUCCUCCUUCCCAGCCAGGGUUACUGCAGUUCUAUCAUUUCUUUUCAUCCUUAUCUCCUCCAUUGUCAUGUGUUUGGGGACCAUCCCAGAUCUUCAGGUGGAGGACUCUGAGGGGAACCAUGUAGAGCACCCUUCCCUGGACAACAUAGAGACUGCAUGUAUUAUCUGGUUCACAAUAGAGUAUGUCCUAAGACUGAUGUCCUCCCCAAACAAAUUACACUUUGCUCUCUCCUUUAUGAAUAUCAUUGAUGUGUUGGCCAUUCUGCCUUUUUAUGUCAGCCUAAUCCUGACACACCUGGGGACAAGAAUGAUGGAGUUGACUAAUGUCCAGCAAGCAGUCCAGGCAUUGAGAAUUAUGAGGAUUGCUAGGAUUUUCAAGCUUGCUCGUCAUUCUUCUGGUCUACAGACUUUAACCUAUGCCCUGAAGAGCAGUUUUAAGGAGUUAGGGCUCCUUUUGAUGUACCUUGCUGUGGGCAUAUUUGUAUUCUCAGCCCUUGGAUACACAAUGGAGCAAAGCCACCCAGAAACCUUGUUCAAGAGCAUCCCUCAGUCCUUUUGGUGGGCUAUCAUUACCAUGACCACUGUUGGAUAUGGCGACAUCUACCCGAAAACCACUCUGGGAAAACUCAAUGCAGCUACAAGUUUUCUCUGUGGGGUGAUAGCCAUUGCUCUCCCCAUUCACCCCAUCAUCAAUAACUUUGUCAAGUAUUACAACAAACAGAGGGUUUUGGAAACUGCUACUAAGCAUGAACUGGAAUUGAUGGAACUUUAUUCUUCUGGAGGGGAUCUGAGAGGCAUUAAAAGUGAUGCACAUAGGUCUGAGGAGGUGAAAAUGUGGAGUCACCUCAAAGCCUCCCAUAGUGACACUUUCAUUCCAGUAUUGUCUAAGGAGAAACAUCACAGGACAAGGCUGCAGAGCUGCAAAUAA